AGAACGAGAUGAUUCAUCAUCAGGGGAUACAAUAAAUUCAUCAGCAAUGGAGGCAAGUACAACAGAUAAUGGACCCCUGGAAACUACGACAGAUUCAAAUGAACCUCGACCUCCUCCGCCGCUGACGAAUCCUACUCCGCGAGCACCUUCCGUACCUCCACCGAUGCCCCCAAAGCGAGAUUUAACACCACCAAGGACGUGCUACGAUUGUGGAUGCUUUCGGAAUAAAAUACUAGCGCCUCUGAACAGUAGUACACCGGGUGCUUCUGGUCCUGCUCCCCCCGCCAACACAACGUCCUCCACAAAUCGGACAGUUUCACAGCAAGAUAAGCUGGCUGCUGGAACACCCGGACCACACUCCUCUACACAUAAUAUUGAGUCAAGUGCCUUCGCAACUGCAGACAUUACCCUCGGAUUCUUGCUUUGUGGUCGACUGUCGUUUACGACACAGGUUAAUAAUAGGGUAAACGUAUGCGGCGGCACCGAAAUGUCGGCGGCCGAUAUGGCCAGAAAAAACAGUUUAAUAAAUCGUCAGCUAGAAAAAGAAAAGAUUGAUAGUAAAAAAAUGCUGAAAAUCCUACUCCUCGGUGGUCCAGAAUGCGGGAAAAGUACAAUAUUCAAACAAAUGAAAAUAAUUCAUAUGAACGGGUUUUCCGAUUUGGAUUACGUGAAUUUUCGAUAUUUAAUCUACAGUAAUAUCAUGCAAUCAAUGGAUCAAUUAUUAGAAGCCGCCGAAUUUUUUCAUUUUCCACCGGAUGAUAGUCCUUCGAUUAGAAGGGCACUUAAUCAUUAUAAAUCAUAUAAAGUUCGGUAUAGUACGUCGGAAGUCGAGUUGAAUCGAGAAUUGGCGGAUUCGUUGUCGAAAUUGUAUAAUGCAGAGUUUAUUAAAUCGGUUUUAAAUCGAAAGAAUGAACUCAAAUUGUUGGAUUCUGCGGUUUAUUUUCUGGAUGACAUUGAUCGAAUAUCAGCACACGAGUACAAGCCAACAGAGAUGGAUGUUCUAAGAGCACGAGUUCCGACGACGGGUAUUACGGAAAUUGAGUUCCCAUUUAAACAAGCAAGUUUAAGAAUGGUGGAUGUCGGUGGUCAACGAUCAGAACAGAGGAAGUGGAUCCACUGUUUCGACAAUGUGAAUGGAGUCUUAUUUAUAGCAGCAAUAAGUGGAUAUAAUUUAUAUGAUGAAGAUGAAGAAAAUAGAAAAGAUGAUGGAACACCAACAAAAACCAAUCGAUUGCGAUAUUCAAUGGAAUUAUUCAAAAGAAUCGCGAAUCAUCAGUGCUUUAGCAAGAAAACCGCGAUGAUUCUAUUUUUAAACAAAAUUGAUAUUUUCAAAGAAAAAAUCGGAAAGUAUCCACUAACAACGUGCUUUAAAAAUUACAAAGGUGUGAAUGCAUUCGAGCCGGCGUGUAAGUACGUGACAGACCGAUUCUCACGGCUUGUCAGCGGGGAUAUUCAACACGAGAAGCCUCUGUACACGCAUAUAACCAAUGCGACAGACACUCGGAAUAUUGAUCGGGUAUUCGAUAGUUGUAUGGAUGUGAUAUUUAAAAUUUCGAUGGAAAAAGUCGGAUUUAUGUGAGUGUUUGAAUAUGGUUUGUAUGGCCCCUUGUGAUUUCUAACUUUUUAUGUGACUUCAGAUAACACCUACAUAGUUAUAACUAACAAAUAUGAUCUCGUUUGUGCAUGGAAAAGAAAUACUACCAUUUUCGGUAUAAUUGAUAUUUGAACUGCCGCUAUGAUGACGUCAUUAUUUUUGUUAUGUUUUUUAUUCAAAUUUUAUUCCAACUAAUGAACUUUUUUUGCCCUAUAAAAUCUUAAUAAUA
Molecule: messenger RNA, 1823 nt
Organism: Caenorhabditis elegans
Lineage: Eukaryota; Metazoa; Nematoda; Chromadorea; Rhabditida; Rhabditidae
Gene: gpa-11
Product: Guanine nucleotide-binding protein alpha-11 subunit
Exons: 9
Coding region: 488-1579 (363 amino acids)
Biological process (GO): signal transduction; G protein-coupled receptor signaling pathway
Molecular function (GO): G-protein beta/gamma-subunit complex binding; GTPase activity; guanyl nucleotide binding
Source: RefSeq, marked reviewed